CUUUAUACAUACAGUCUAUGGUCUGGAUCAGAUGGAGGGGGGUCUGCAGAGCUCCGGGGAGGGGAUGGUGAAGUCCGCCUCGGCGUAUGCAGACCUGCAGCAGCACCGGUCCGACGGCGUCCAGAGGAGACCAGCGCCGGGGCCCGGCUCCGUCCCCCAGCCCGACUACCUGCAGGGGGACGAGGACGAGGACCUCAUCAAACCCAAGAAACUGGUGAAUCCCGUCAAAGCUUCCCGGAGUCACCAAGAGCUUCACCGGGAGCUGAUGAGCAGCUGCAAGCGAGGCGGGGGGGCGGUGGAGAUGAAGCCGGAGCUGCAGAGGGUCCUGGAGUCCAGGAAGAGAGAUCAGCUGAUCAGAAACAGGAAGCAGGAAGAGGAAACCCACAGGAAGAUUUCCCCUCUGGAGGCCGAGCUGCAGAAGAGGCACCAGAAACUGGACGAGUUGGACAGACAGCAACAGAAGGAGCAGGAGGACACCCUGAAAGCUCCAGAGUUCAUCAAAGUGAAGGAGAACCUGAGACGGACGUCCUUUCAAAAGGAGGAGAAGGAGGUGUAAAGACAUCUGCUGUCCUGCAGGACAAAGACACUGUCUACAUGUUUACAGGACACACACACACACACACACACACACACACACACACACACACACUUUUUAAUAAUGAUGAAUAGAAUCCUAAAGUGAGGACAGAUUUUAAAUCUUAGUGAUGCUAAAGUUAUAGUUCUAUAAAAUGAUAAUGAAGAGUGCUUUAUCGUGUUUGUAAUUAGAGAUGCAGAACCUUCUGAAAGACACAUGUCUUUAAUCACAUAAACCUGAGCACUCCAUUCAUAAUUAUUAUAUCAUUAGAUUUCAAAAGGAUGUGUACAUCUCAUUUCAUUUAAAGAGGCCCUAUUCUGCUUUUGGGCUUUUUCCUGUCGUACGUUCUAAAGGUUUUUGUGACAUCACUAUGGAACACUCUCACUCCUAUUGACUACAACCCACGUACGUGAGGACUCUUUAAAGUAGAGACGCUACAUACUGAUAUACACCUGAACAUCAGCAGGAGAGGACUCUUUAAAGUAGAGACUCUACAUACUGAUAUACACCUGAACAUCAUCAGGAGAGGACUCUUUAAAGUAGAGACACUACAUACUGAUAUACACCUGAACAUCAGCAGGAGAGGACUCUUUAAAGUAGAGACUCUACAUCCUGAUAUACACCUGAACAUCAGCAGGAGAGGACUCUUUAAAGUAGAGACACUACAUACUGAUAUACACCUGAACAUCAGCAGGAGAGGACUCUUUAAAGUAGAGACUCUACAUACUGAUAUACACCUGAACAUCAGCAGGAGAGGACUCUUUAAAGUAGAGACACUACAUACUGAUAUACACCUGAACAUCAGCAGGAGAGGACUCUUUAAAGUAGAGACUCUACAUACUGAUAUACACCUGAACAUCAGCAGGAGAGGACUCUUUAAAGUAGAGACACUACAUACUGAUAUACACCUGAACAUCAGCAGGAGAGGACUCUUUAAAGUAGAGACUCUACAUACUGAUAUACACCUGAACAUCAGCAGGGGAGGACUCUUUAAAGUAGAGACUCUACAUACUGAUAUACACCUGAACAUCAGCAGGAGAGGACUCUUUAAAGUAGAGACACUACAUACUGAUAUACACCUGAACAUCAGCAGGAGAGGACUCUUUAAAGUAGAGACACUACAUACUGAUAUACACCUGAACAUCAGCAGGAGAGGACUCUUUAAAGUAGAGACUCUACAUACUGAUAUACACCUGCACAUCAGCAGGAGAGGACUCUUUAAAGUAGAGACACUACAUACUGAUAUACACCUGAACAUCAGCAGGAGAGGACUCUUUAAAGUAGAGACUCUACAUACUGAUAUACACCUGAACAUCAGCAGGAGAUGACUCUUUAAAGUAGAGACUCUACAUACUGAUAUACACCUGAACAUCAGCAGGAGAGGACUCUUUAAAGUAGAGACACUACAUACUGAUAUACACCUGAACAUCAGCAGGAGAGGACUCUUUAAAGUAGAGACUCUACAUACUGAUAUACACCUGAACAUCAGCAGGAGAGGACUCUUUAAAGUAGAGUCACUACAUACUGAUAUACACCUGAACAUCAGCAGGAGAGGACUCUUUAAAGUAGAGACUCUACAUACUGAUAUACACCUGAACAUCAGCAGGAGAGGACUCUUUAAAGUAGAGACUCUACAUACUGAUAUACACCUGAACAUCAGCAGGAGAGGACUCUUUAAAGUAGAGACUCUACAUACUGAUAUACACCUGAACAUCAGCAGGAGAGGACUCUUUAAAGUAGAGACUCUACAUACUGAUAUACACCUGAACAUCAGCAGGAGAGGACUCUUUAAAGUAGAGACACUACAUACUGAUAUACACCUGAACAUCAGCAGGAGAGGACUCUUUAAAGUAGAGACUCUACAUACUGAUAUACACCUGAACAUCAGCAGGAGAGGACUCUUUAAAGUAGAGACUCUACAUACUGAUAUACACCUGAACAUCAGCAGGAGAGGACUCUUUAAAGUAGAGACACUACAUACUGAUAUACACCUGAACAUCAGCAGGAGAGGACUCUUUAAAGUAGAGACACUACAUACUGAUAUACACCUGAACAUCAGCAGGAGAGGACUCUUUAAAGUAGAGACUCUACAUACUGAUAUACACCUGAUCAUCAGCAGGAGAGGACUCUUUAAAGUAGAGACUCUACAUACUGAUAUACACCUGAACAUCAGCAGGAGAGGACUCUUUAAAGUAGAGACACUACAUACUGAUAUACACAUCAGCAGGAGAGGACUCUUUAAAGUAGAGACACUACAUACUGAUAUACACAUCAGCAGGAGAGGACUCUUUAAAGUAGAGACACUACAUACUGAUAUACACAUCAGCAGGAGAGGACUCUUUAAAGUAGAGACACUACAUAAUGAUAUACACAUCAACAGGAGAGGACUCUUUACUAAUGAUUCAUAGAUAUUUCUCGUAAGGUGAUUUUAUAAAUGCAAGAUUCUGACUUCAAAAUGUAUUUUGUAUUUCAAAUGACUGAAUUUCUUUAUCUUUUGAAGACGGGAACUGGUUGUGAGUGUCGAACUGUUCGAUGGAAAUCUCAGUACAGCUUGUUUUUGUGCCUAAAUCUCCUCAGCAUGUGAAAGAGUUUCUUGGGGAUUAAUCCAUCAAUAAUACCUACAACUUGAGUUGCACUAAAACGUGAGGAAGGAAGCUGAUGUUUUA
Molecule: messenger RNA, 3240 nt
Organism: Eleginops maclovinus (Patagonian blennie)
Lineage: Eukaryota; Metazoa; Chordata; Actinopteri; Perciformes; Eleginopidae
Product: protein FAM107B-like
Exons: 4
Coding region: 32-556 (174 amino acids)
Biological process (GO): regulation of actin cytoskeleton organization; actin filament polymerization; actin filament bundle assembly
Cellular component (GO): stress fiber; neuron projection; synapse
Source: RefSeq, a predicted model, not a curated record